GUACUACUAAUGAACGAACUGAAUUGAUGUGAUGAUAUGGCUUACCGAACUUACAUCAAUAAACAUUGUACAAUUUUAUCAUGUCUGAAUUAGUGGAUUAUUCGGAUUCCGAUAAAUCAGAAUCCGAUAUUUUAUCAAGUGACCAUGAAACAUUACCAAAUCAAAUUACAUUGCAACAUUCAAAUUCGGUUGAUUUCGUAGAAGAAGAAGACUUUUUCAAUCUAAAGGAUACUGAUAACGAAAGUAAUGUUCAUUUUUGGACAUCAACAAUACAUGAUAAUGAUUUAAUACCAAAUGCAGUCCCAAUUAUUACAAAAGACAACAAUCAUGAUAAAGUUUCCUCAAUACAAAAAGAUAAAUAUUAUUAUUUACAAGACGAAAAUGUAUCACACCAGAUUGAUUCGUGCAAUUCAACACGUCCUAUUGAAACAUUGAACAAAAAUAGCAGCAAUUUUUACAUUUCUUAUAUUAUUGACCACAAAGCGUCCAAUAUUGUAGAUAUCAGUGACACUGCCAUCUAUCCUCGUCUUUCACUUCACUGGCCAUAUCUUGCAUUAUGUGGACCAUUAUGCAAACAAUCAAAUGAGUUGUCUGCUCAUAGUAAUGAUUCAUUAUCAUCCCAUAUUUUAAUAUGGCGACUUCCAUAUACUGAUGCUGAUGCUGAUGAUAUGAACAAACCUCCCUCAUUGAUUUGUGAUUAUCGAAUUCAUACAAAUCAUGAAUUGUCUUCAUCGUCAUCAUCAUCCUUUUGGUCACGUGAUUAUUAUUGUUGGGCAAAAUUUUCUUCGGCUACAGCUGAUUCACAAUGUUUGCAAUUGAUAGCAGCUACAUGUAAAGGAUUCAUUGAAAUUUGGGAUAUUAAUCAAGGUAAAAAGAUUCGAAAUUUCAAUGUAUCUACACAAACUGGCCAAUUAUUACGUUGUGCAGCAUUGCCAGUUGAGAAUGUUCCAUCUUCUUUAUUAUUAACUAGCGGUAUUAGUGGUAUCAUUAGUGUAUGGGAUUUACGUAUGUCCUCUUCGUCAUCAUCUAACCAUAUGCCUCAGUUGAAAUAUUCUCAUAAAGAAUUGAAAACUUCAACAGCUGAUUUACUUUGGCUUAAUGAAAAUCAAUUCAGUUCAUGUUCAGAUACGAUUGAUCGAAAUAAUUGUGAACACUAUGUAGCUGUAUGGGAUAUACGAUUUACCAAACCGAUAUCUCAUCAAUUAUAUCAAGAACGUUGGGGUUGUAAUAGACUAGCUUUAAAGCCAACAUUUCAUUCAAAUCAAAAUAUUCGUUUUGCUGUACAAACUCAAGGUGAUGCAAUUGUGGAAAUCUAUUCUAGAAAUUUGAAAAAUCCUGCAUCUUCAAAUCGAUUUAGUUAUCAUUUAGAGAAACGUUGGCGUUAUGAAGGUCAUCAGAUUCAAGCUCAUCCUCUUGGUUUAGCAUAUAAUCCUUCUGGUAAUUUACUGGCCAGUGGUUCAUGGUCAUCAUCGAGUCCGGUUAUAUGGUCUACCAUUCAUAGGACUGGUUCAUCUCAUCGGUUGAUGACUUCGAUGAAAAGGCUACCAGGAAUUCGAAGCUCACCAAAAUCUAUGAUAACUGAUGUUAUUUGGAUACCAAAUCAGUAUGUUUCUAAUAGACGUGACAGUAUAAUAGCUGCUCAGUCAAAUGGAACUAUAAUUGUAUAUAAUUCAUUAUGAGAGAAAUAUUUGUAGAUAGAAUUUGUAAAUACAUAUAUAUAUAUGCUCU
Schistosoma turkestanicum is the source of this 1728-nucleotide messenger RNA. NCBI's taxonomy places the organism in Eukaryota, Metazoa, Platyhelminthes, Trematoda, Strigeidida, Schistosomatidae. The record is from the annotation of a GenBank genome assembly.